CCUAUCUGACACCAACCCUGGAAUGAGAAUGACUCACCUACUCCUUUGACUUUUGAGGUUGGAGGCCAUCCAGAGUGGGACUAUAUAGUCGGCUGGAGCCCUCAGCUGCCUCACUCUGAGCAGGACUUCUGACACUGCUCUGUGCUCUCCGGCAAUCACUUCCCAAGGAAAGAUCGUGGUGGCUGUAGACUCUGCACCUAGUGUUCCCACACCGCCGCCAAGAUGUCAGCCAAAGCCAUAGAAAAUGGGGAAGUUGCUGCUGCCGACGCCCUCCUGCCAGAAUUUGGGUCGGAUGAGGAGGAGGAGCCUUCCCAGUCAUCCAUCCAGGCCUCUGAUGGUUCUACUCCUGCGAAGCCACCACAGGGGCCACCUCAGGGGCCACCUCAAGGACCAGAUGGAUCUGGCUCUGACCCCACCGACCCACCCAAGAACAGAGGCAGUAAUUUCACCCACCAUGCAGCCAGGGUUGCUGCUGCUGUGACUGGAGGAGUUGUGGCUGUGGGGGCUGUGCCGGUGGUGCUGGGUGCUGUGGGCUUCACCGGGGCAGGAAUCGCCGCCUCCUUCCUUAGCGGCCAAGAUGAUGUCAGCGGCCGCCAUCGCCAAUGGGGGCUGAGUUGCUGCCGGCAGCCUGGUGGCGACUCUCCAGUCCGUGGGGGCAGCCGGACUCUCCACGUCAGCCAACAUCAUCUUGGGUUCCGCUGGCUCAACUAUUGGGGCCUGGCUCGUGGGGUUUAAAAAAGGCACCUCCUUCGUCUCCUUCACCAGGACCCGGCACUAAAGCGGAGAGGGGCUCCCAGGUUGGAGAUGACCCUCCAGGGCCUCAGAAUGAUACUCCCCCAAAUGACAAGUCCCCUCCCUCCUAAAAUUGUCCACAGAAGCAUGAGAAAUAAAGAUGAGAUGCCGUGAGCUCCA
Messenger RNA from Vicugna pacos (alpaca), 912 nucleotides. RefSeq names its product interferon alpha-inducible protein 27-like protein 2. The record is from RefSeq and is a predicted model, not a curated record. Gene Ontology annotation, biological process: intrinsic apoptotic signaling pathway; release of cytochrome c from mitochondria. Gene Ontology annotation, cellular component: mitochondrial membrane. Lineage: Eukaryota; Metazoa; Chordata; Mammalia; Artiodactyla; Camelidae.